Molecule: messenger RNA, 2268 nt
Organism: Dendrobium catenatum
Lineage: Eukaryota; Viridiplantae; Streptophyta; Magnoliopsida; Asparagales; Orchidaceae
Product: homeobox protein BEL1 homolog
Exons: 5
Coding region: 485-1891 (468 amino acids)
Biological process (GO): regulation of transcription by RNA polymerase II
Molecular function (GO): DNA-binding transcription factor activity, RNA polymerase II-specific; RNA polymerase II cis-regulatory region sequence-specific DNA binding
Source: RefSeq, a predicted model, not a curated record
GGGAGGACCACACCACAAAGGCUAUUUCUUCUCUCUCUUUAGACGAAGCCAUUCACCAUCUCUGAAAUAUUUUCCAGUUCCAUCCACUCCACUGUUGCCCCUCCCACUUCGUCUUUUCUCUCUCUCAAUCCCCAAGAAUUAAACAAGUCAGUAUCUGCAUGCCUUCUUUCGAGCAGCAAUCGGAGCAGGAGCAGCAGAAGCCAAUCUGACAAAGCUUGCAAGGACGAAGCAGAAUCAAAGAGGAUCAACUAAAGUCAGGGAAAGAAAUUCAGGAGAUAAGGAUUUCUGCUAAUCCCUGAUGAACCACUCCACCCUCUUCAUGUCAGCAAAAGCAAAACAAUAAUUAAAAGCCGCUCUAUGCACCCUGCCAUGACCCGGCCUCAAGUGGUCACCCCUCAUAGUGAAAGAUCAACCAAACUUAUAGGAUAGGGAAUUAAUUCUCUUUCACUACUUAUAAGAACAGAUCGAAAUUAGCUGAGUAUUAAUGGAUCGAGAGCUUCACGGCCAGCCAGCUGCAGCUAUGGGCUACUCUGGCUUCUCAUUAGGAGGCAAUUUCAGGAUGCAGGGAUACGAAAGCCAUGAUCUUUACAGCUUGCAGGCAACUUCAGCUGUUGAUUUCCCUUCAAUUGUUUCUUCUCCGCAGCAAAACUUCUUCUUUAAUGAUGGGAAGUUCAUUUCUGCGCAAACAGUAGUUACCGGAAGCCAAAGAUUGAAGCUUUCCAAGUACGUAUUUGCAGCGCAGGAGCUGCUCAACGAGUUCUGCAACCUUGGAGGGUUCAUAAGAAGUUCAAAGCAGAAGUCACAGAGUAGAAGGUUAGUGGGAGGAGGAACUGCUUCCUCCGCCUCUCUGCGGGACCAUUCACUCAAGUCUCUCCACAUACUAGAGCUACAAAAGAGAAAGGCUAACCUGCUGAGUAUGCUCGAAGAGGUAGACGGGAAGUAUAAAAAAUACUGCGAGCAAAUGGCGGCGGUGGCUUCGUCGUUCGAAUCGGCAGCCGGCGAAGGUGCGGCGACGGUGUAUCUUGCACUGGCGUCGAAGGCUAUGUCGAGGCAUUUCCGAAGCUUGAGAGAUGGUAUUGUAGAGCAAAUGCAGGCGACGAUGAACGCGAUAGCAGAGAGAGAUCCAAUUGCAGCGCGAGGAAUAAGCAGAGGGGAGACGCCGAGGCUGAAGCUGAUCGACCAGUUCUGCGUUAGACAGCAGAAGGCGUUUCAACAAGGAGGAAUUUUUAUGGAUCAGCCGCCAUGGCGGCCUCAGCGAGGCCUUAUAUAUUAUUUAAUCAUAUUGUACCCAAGCGAUGUUGAUAAGCAUAUAUUAGCGAGGCAAACCGGGCUCUCCAGAAACCAGGUUACCAAUUGGUUCAUCAACGCAAGGGUGAGGCUAUGGAAGCCAAUGAUCGAAGAGAUAUACUUGGAAGAAACCAAGGAGGACGAGCUUGCUAACCCAACCCGCCCAGCCCAACAAGACAAUCGGAACCCUAACCCUAGCUUCUCCACUGAUCCCAAAGAGCCGGCCAAACUGCUCACCGACCCGGACUCCCUCAACUCCAUCAUCAACGCCGACCGCCGAGACCAUUCGAAUCAGAGAAGCUUCCACAACUACCAAAAUCAGGUGCAGAGAACAGAGCAUUUCGGUGUAGCGGACUUCGAUUUCUCUUCCUAUAGCGAAUGCAGCGGCCAAAGCUACAGCGGCAAUGGAGUCUCCCUAACGCUUGGCUUGCAGCAUCACAAUGGAGGUAGCAGCCGCCACGACGGUGGUGGCUUCUCGUUUUCGCCGGCGAAUAAUCAGCAAUUCUCCAUGAUCGACGGCGAGGCGCAGAAGCCUACUUACAGGAGCUUGAUGAGAGGGCAGUUGCUGCAAGACUUGGGCGGGCAGAGAGCCGGCUGGGCUUAAUUUGGAGAGGAUUUUAGUAAGUACUUAAAGUUUGAUGGAAAUGGAAAUUGGUGUAUUCAAUAAGUAACAGAUUGGGAUUUGGAUAUGAUACAAAAUUUAGGGCAGAGUACUCUGAGUCAAAUUGGGAUGAAGAACAAUUUCUCUAUCCAUCAACUCUUCUGUGAAAAAAAAUCAAAAUUUAGAAAAAUAUAGCCAUUUUCAUCUUAAUUUGGCUCAAGAUAUUCUGAUUUGAUUAUUAUUAUUAUUAUUUUUUGGGAGUAGAAGUGGAGUGCAUGUAGUUGGGUGUCUAUAGUAGUUGUUUGUUGCUUUGUUUGUUUAGUUUAUUUCAUUUGAAUUUUUGAAUAUAUUUGUUCUGUGGGAUUUCAAAUUUUUUCUAA